CAACAUAAAUUUGUCGGAGAAUGUGGGUUCGAUUCCCACCGGGUCUGUGCUCUUUAUAAACUUAUUUAAAAAGUUUAAAACCUGGUUUUCAGCUGACCGAAUUGCUUUGUGAAGCAUUCGUCAAAUAAAGCGAAAUUAAAAAUAAUACAAAAUUUAAGAUUUGUUAGUUUUGCCAAGAAGAAGGUUAAGCUUUAGGUUAUAAAUCGUUUUUGCAUUCCUAAGAUGUCCAAAAGAUUAGGAGAUUUUAACAUAAGCCGCGGCAAAAAACCUAAAUUAGACGAAGAUGAAUUUGACGAUGACUUGGACGAAGAUGCAAUAGAGAAAUGUUUUGAAUUGGCUUCCCAAAUUUGUGUGGAAAAGAGUGAGGUUGCAGGUGUCCACAUCGAUGAUUUACCCGGGUACAGUUUUUUCCAAAAACCAAGUUCGUUUGCAACAUCUACUCAGUUAAAUAACUUUCAUAAUCCCAGAAGCAACACAGCAGAAUAUUCUGAAUUAAAAGAAGAAUUGGACCGACUUACCCUAGAAACUAAAGAAAAAGAUGGCGAAAUUUCAAUCCUUCGUGACAAAAUCAAAGAAAUGAAAACAUCACUCGAUACUGAACAUCAGAAAUCUAUGAAAGAGUGGCGUGAAAAGGUAGUUGUCAAGCAAAAGGAAGUGAACAUUUUGAAGAGCGAUUUAGAAUUCAAGAAUUUAACUAUUGCCAAUCUUAAAGAGCAAUUAUCAAAUUUAAAAAGGCACUGUAAUUUAGAAAUGACUCAGACUUUUACACAGUCAGUAGCAGUUCCAAGAGAGAAGCCUCAGUGCUCAGAAAAAUAUUUAAGCAAGAAUAAAGGCCAAGAGGAUACUGUUAAAAAUGAAGUUAUUCUAGAAGCAAUGUAUCCUAUAAAAGUAGAGCAUUUGGAGCAAAUUUUCCAAGACUUUUCAAAGGAAAAACAUAUUAGAACAUCUGACAUGGCUAAGUUGAGCCAAAACACAUUGUGGUACUCACAAAACCAACUGCUUUAUAAGGAAUGGAAUUUUGAACACAAGUGUGUGAGUUUCAAGACCAAAGCACUGGAGUUAAAUCACUUUUAUAGUGAUCUGGUAAAACUGACCAACACAAGUUCAGACCAGUUGAAUAAUAAUGAAAGUGAUGAAGCUGUAGAUAAAGUGCUGUGUAUUACUUUGAUACUGCUGCAGGACUUAGAAGAUUAUUUGAUCCAGUUGGGAUUAACAUUAAAGGGUGAAGAUAUACAUCAAAUUGAUACCAAUUAUCUUAAAGAUAAAACUAGCAGUACAGUAGGCCAGUUUUCUACCCAGGAUUACCAUAAGGACCAAGCAGGCAUAAAGUGUGGAAAAAUGCUUUUUUUUCUCUCAGAAAUUUUACCAUUCAACAAUCACUUGGCCAAUUGUGUAAGUCAACAAAAACGAUUGAAAUGCCAAGACAGUACAGAAUAUUCAGCCCCUAUUUCAAAUAAGUACAAGCGAGAUAGUUUUCCUCUUCUCAAUGUGAUCCUGAACAUAAUUAAAAUAAUCGGAAAAUAUAGAAAGGCAGAUGUAAUGAAGGGUUUUUUGUGUUCUGUAACAAAUCUCCUAAGGAGCAUAUGCAAAUCUGGCAAUUUUGAGGUUGUACAGGACCUGUGUUGUCAGAUAUUUGCUGAGAUCGUGUUUUCAAGGCCCGGGGUCGAAGUGGUUUACAGCCUGACGUUUUGGAUUAAAAUGUCGUCAAAGUUUCCUCAUUUUAUAAAAUUUCUGUUUUUGAAAAAUGAUAAAACGCCACUCAGAAGGGAUACCAAAGGGGUUUUGGAUUUUACUGAAGGUGCUUGCCCAUUUUGCGUCUUCAAUAUUCUCUUCCAAAACACUAUACUUCAGUUAGAAAACAUUCCUGUGAAUGUCUGUUCUAACAUAAUGACAUUUACAUACAAUAUAUUAAAUUAUACGGGGCUUUGGACUGAUCAAAGCGUAAAUGUGUGUGCUUGUCUUUCUCAACAUUACAAAAUUCAAAUUGAGGUUAUUUACAUCAUCAUAGACAAGUAUGUUAAAGGUCUUAAAGAGAAGCAAAGGGUAAACGGAGAGUAUGAUAAACUUCUUAAACACGGAUUGAUAGAGAAAAUGCUGAACUUAAUGGCGUUCAACAAUUAUGAACUUACUGAGAAAUACGUCGACAUUUAUGCACAAUUUAAGGAAACACAAAGAGUAUUGGGCAUCGGGCAAUCUGAAGACCCAAAGUUAAACCCCACAGAAGAAAUUUUACACAUACCUGAAACUAAAUUUGUUGACGUUGACUUUUGAAUAGUUCCCUGCUCAACAGAUAGUGUUACAUUAAGGAAUAAAGAC
This is a messenger RNA of Cylas formicarius (sweet potato weevil), 2316 nucleotides long. RefSeq lists its product as uncharacterized. The record is from RefSeq and is a predicted model, not a curated record. The coding region runs from base 223 to 2271 and encodes 682 amino acids. The transcript has 12 exons. NCBI's taxonomy places the organism in Eukaryota, Metazoa, Arthropoda, Insecta, Coleoptera, Brentidae.